UUUUUUUUUUUUUUUUUUUGGGGUUUGCUCCGUAUUAUCUCAUUUCUCCUAAUCCUCACCUUUCUUUCACCUUCCAGACGAAGCAGAGCUCAUUCAUUCUUGUGGAUCAAUCCACCUCCGCCUCUUCCCCUCUAUGUCUGUGUCGGCUUCUGCAGAUCAAAACUCAGAGAUCUGCUGAUGAGGUGGGAAUCUGUGGCGGCGGUGGUCGAAGCUGAUGGGUGGUUGUCUGAUUGGUGAGCUGGGGGCUUCUUGUUAGCUCACUCUUUUGAAUUGAUUGGUUCCUUUGUUUUGGGACUUUUUUUUUUUUUUUGGUGGUGGUUUGUGCUUUUCGGACUGGGUUUUGAUUGAAAUCGGUUAGUGAUGGAGCAAGAAUCGCAAAAGAGGAAGCUUGAGGAGACCGGGUGUGAACCCUCGACCGAUCCUCCUCUCUGCGUGAAUAACUGCGGGUUCUUCGGUAACCCCAACACCAACAACCUCUGCUCCAAAUGCUACAAAGACUAUCUUCUGAAGCAAACGAAGGAGGAAUCGUUUGAUCACAAAGCUGUACUGCAGAAGGUGGGUGUUAAUGAUCAGGCUGUGGAGAAUUCUAACGAAGAAGCCCUGCCGCUGCCACCACCGUCUCAAGAAGAAGUUAAACAAGCAGAGGGGUCCAGCUCUGGGAACCCCGAGAAGAGACCCGCAAACCGUUGCAGUUUCUGCAGUAAACGGGUUGGGCUGACGGGUUUCAAGUGCAGGUGCGGGGACACAUUCUGCUCGAUACACCGGUAUUCGGAUAAGCAUAACUGUGUCUUCAACUAUAAGUCCGCCGGGCGGGAUGCAAUCGCCAAGGCAAAUCCUGUGGUGAAGGCUGAUAAGGUGGAGAAGAUAUGAUAUGGUGGAUGGGAAUUGGGCAGUUAUUGGAAUUUGUGUAUUUGUCUCGAGAUCAUUAUCGUAUGCUAUGUUAAGAGUCAAUAUUUAGUUGGUGCUUUUAGGGAGAAAUAAGCUCGAUUAUGGUGAUUUAUCUCGUGUUUAUGUACAGUUUAGUCGAUUGGUAAGCUAUAUACACAGUAUGGUCUAUUGUAGAACAUUUGAUUUAUCAUUGAUGUGGUACUGAACUUUCAAUAUAUUCGAGUGUCAUGCUUGGUGCAA
Messenger RNA from Punica granatum (pomegranate), 1128 nucleotides. The record is from RefSeq and is a predicted model, not a curated record. NCBI's taxonomy places the organism in Eukaryota, Viridiplantae, Streptophyta, Magnoliopsida, Myrtales, Lythraceae.